Fusarium subglutinans is the source of this 813-nucleotide messenger RNA. Its product is annotated as F-actin-capping subunit alpha. NCBI's taxonomy places the organism in Eukaryota, Fungi, Ascomycota, Sordariomycetes, Hypocreales, Nectriaceae. Gene Ontology annotation, cellular component: actin cortical patch; F-actin capping protein complex. Gene Ontology annotation, biological process: barbed-end actin filament capping; actin cytoskeleton organization. The record is from RefSeq and is a predicted model, not a curated record. The transcript is spliced from 7 exons. Bases 1 to 813 code for a protein of 270 amino acids. Gene Ontology annotation, molecular function: actin filament binding.
AUGUCGGAUCUGGAGACUGUUUCUGCCUUUGUCGAGGGAGCUCCUCCCGGAGAGCUCGCAGACGUUAUCGCAGAUAUCAAGUCUCUCACCCUCGAAACUUCGCCCGAUAUCAUUUCCAGCCUCGGUCCCGCUUUCGAAAAGUACAAUGAGGAGCAAGAGAUUGGAGCUGAACAGGAGCGCCAGGUCAUUAUUAGUUCCCACAACUCGCUUGGAGACGGCCGUUAUUACGAUGUUGAGAGCUCUUCCAGCUUUGCUUUCGACCAUACUACGCAGAAAGCUAGUGCCGUGCAAAGCCAUGUUCUGGAAGGAGCCCAAGCGGAUCUUGUCAAAUCCACCCUCAAGAGUAUCGGACCUUACGUUGAUGAGCACUUCGCCAAUGCUGCGCACGGUGUCUACCCAAUCGAGUCGGAUUCCAAGAUUGCCAUCGUUAUUGUUGGCAACAAAUAUAGCCCCAACAACUUCUGGAACGGACGCUGGCGGUCGCUUUACAUUCUUGACCCAUCUUCUGGAGCUCUUGAAGGGUCCCUAAAAGUUGACGUACACUAUUACGAAGACGGCAAUGUUCGUCUGCUCACCAACAAACCCGUUUCCAGCACCAUCUCCUCCGUCAAUGGUGCCAGCAUCGUCAGGGAGAUCUCGACCACUGAGAGAAAGUACCAGGAGGAGCUGAACAAGGGCUUCGUGAGCCUCAGCGAGGGAGCCUUUAAGGGUUUGCGUCGACAGCUACCUGUGACGAGACAGAAAAUUGAGUGGGAUCGCGUGACGAGCUACAGGUUGGGUCAAGAUAUCGGGGGUGGAAGCUCAAGGCGAUAG